Sphenostylis stenocarpa is the source of this 1929-nucleotide messenger RNA. The record is from the annotation of a GenBank genome assembly. Lineage: Eukaryota; Viridiplantae; Streptophyta; Magnoliopsida; Fabales; Fabaceae.
AUGUUUGUUUCUUUUCAGCUGUUUGAGAUGGGUUUAGAGCUUUCACUUGCACGUCUAAAAGCUCUUGCAAAAUAUGCUUUUGGGAUGGGAUUGGCUCAGGUUUUACUGUCUACUUUAGCAUUUACUGCUUUUGAGCUUCCUCCAAAUGCAGCCGUUGGAACAAAAAUUUUGGAAUUCCUUUUCCACUCUAGGCCUGAUCUGGUGAACAUAAGAAGUGUCGAUGAAGCUGUAGUGAUUGGUGCUGCUCUCUCUCUGUCAUCUUCUGCAUUUGUUCUACAGCUUCUUGCGGAGAAAGGUGAGCUUCCUACAAGAUUUGGUUCGGCAACUCUUGGAAUACUUCUUUUGCAGGACUUAGCCGUUGUACCUCUUUUAGUCAUACUUCCAAUACUAGAGAGCCAGAAUAUAUCCGAAGGGAGUAUUUGGCCCAUGCUUGCUCAAGAAAGUUUAAAGGCAUUAGGUGGAUUGGGUCUGCUUUCUCUCGGGGCAAAGUACAUUCUCAGAAGAGUUUUUGAGGUUGUUGCAGAUACAAGGAGCUCAGAGGCUUUUGUUGCUCUUUGCUUGCUGACAAUUGCUGGGACUUCACUAGGCACACAGAAUUUGGGCUUUAGUGACACGCUCGGUGCUUUUUUAGCUGGGGCUAUUUUAGCAGAGACAAACUUCAGGACCCAGAUUGAAGCUGACAUAAGACCAUUUAGAGGCUUGCUGCUUGGAUUGUUUUUUCUAACUACGGGAACUUCAAUUGAUAUGCAGCUCCUUUUACGAGAGUGGCCAAAUGUGCUUUCCCUCUUGGGAGGUUUAAUUGUUAUAAAGACAUUGAUAAUAACUGCAAUUGGUCCUCGUGUUGGGCUUACUUUACAAGAGAGUGUAAGAAUAGGAUUGCUCCUAUCCCAAGGAGGCGAGUUUGGAUUUGUAGUUUUCUCUUUAGCAAAUAGGCUUGGAGUGCUUCCUCUUGAGCUCAAUAAGCUGCUCAUAAUUGUUGUUGUAUUGUCAAUGGCAUUAACCCCAUUUCUGAAUGAAGCUGGAAGAAGGGCUGCUAGUUUUAUUGAAGAAAAAUCUAAUGCUGAUAAUAAUCAAAAAGCUUCAGAGACAGUUAACUUCAACGUUAGUGAACCUGUUGUUAUCCUUGGAUUUGGACAAAUGGGCCAGGUCCUUGCCAAUUUCCUGUCCAAUCCAUUAGCUUCAGGAGGAGAUAGUGAUGAAGUAGGAUGGCCUUAUGUGGCAUUUGAUCUGGACCCCACUGUCGUAAAGACUGCUAGAAAUAUUGGCUUUCCUAUACUAUAUGGGGAUGGAUCACGUCCAGAUGUUCUUGAAUCUGCUGGUGUCUCUUCUCCAAAAGCUUUCAUGAUUAUGUACACCGGGAAGAAGAAGACAAUUGAUGCUGUUCAGAGGCUAAGAUUGACUUUUCCUGCGAUCCCAAUCUAUGCCAGAGCUCGUGAUCUGAAGCAUCUAUUAGAUCUGAAAAAGGCAGGUGCAACAGAUGCCAUUUUGGAAAAUGCAGAGACUAGCUUGCACCUGGGUUCUAAGCUGCUGAAAGGCCUUGGUGUAAUGUCUGAUGAUGUAGCAUUUUUGAGUCAGCUUAUUAGAGAUUCCAUGGAGCUCCAAGCUCAAGAAGUAAUCAGCCAAUCCGAAAAUCGUGGAAUAGAUAUUAUGAGACCGCUGCAGGUGAAAGCUUCUGACUUGAGGGAAGCACGUGUUCCGGUGGCAACAACUUCACCAGAAUCUGAAUUAUCAGAAAUGAAUCAGAAAGAUCAAGCUUCAUCAGUUAGAAAUCAAAGGGAAGUAGAUCCAGAAGAACAAGAACAUGAACAUAAUGAAGCUGUGAAAUUUGAAGGAAAUGGUGUUUUACUUAGCACACAAAGUAUUGAAGAAAGCUCAGUGGUUGGUGACCCAUCAACCCCUUCUUCCCAUACUGCUACUGAGGAACCCUGA